Molecule: messenger RNA, 543 nt
Organism: Effrenium voratum
Lineage: Eukaryota; Dinophyceae; Suessiales; Symbiodiniaceae
Source: the annotation of a GenBank genome assembly
GAUGUCAUCUACCACAGCACUUGCCCGGCGUGGGAUCAUCGAGCUACACUUCGCCUGCCCCUUGAAGAUCCAGCAAGGGAAAAGCUGUCCUAUCCAUCAGCCUUUGCGACGCUUGCGCUCAGGUUGUUCCUCUGGCACCAAGACGCCUCGCGCGAUUGCCGGCGACCGUCCAAGAUGCUCCUGGGCACUGCGGUGGUGUCCCUGGCGCCGUUGCUCGCGGGCUUCCACGAGUUGGACGGCUACUUUCACAUCUCCGCGGAGGGUCAUGACGCAGGCGACUUCUGUGGGCAAGUGCGCUUGAAGCUGCGCGCAAGCCUGGCCUCCUUCUGCGAGGUGCGCAGCUCCGGAAGCGCCGAAAGGCCGAAGAAUGAAGCGCAUGCUAGUGAGGGUGAGCCGGCGAUUGCGCCGCUUGGUGCCAGCGGGCCUUCCUUCGCACCCCCUGCCAGACCAACCGUGGCGCAAAUGGUGGAGCGCGAGCCACCGCUGGUGCACAUGACUGAAGAUCUCGUCGUCUUGCGGGAGAGCAGUGAGGCCUCCUUUGCC